UGGAGCGGGCACUCUCGGGCACCGAGCGGCGGCCGGGGCAGGAGCCCUGAGCGGCGGCCGGGGCGGGAGCCCUGAGCGGCGGGAGCGGCGGUGGUCUCCGGCCCCGGAGGGUGCCCGGCGGUCCGCGGCCCCGCCAGCCGCCUGCUCCCCAGCGCCGGGCCGUGGGCUGCCCGCGGCGGUGCUGAGGCGCGGGCGGCGCGGCGGGAGGUGGCGGCCGGAGCGCAGGAGCAGGGAAGGGGCUCUGCGUGGCGGGGAGAUGUCCGCCCCGUACGGCAGCCUGAUGAGAUACCUGUUCCCAGCCCUGCUGCUGCACGGGCUGGGAGAAGGUUCUGCUCUUCUUCACCCGGACAGCAGGUCCCACCCUCGAUCCUUGGAGAAGAGUGCAUGGAGGGCUUUCAAGGAGUCACAGUGUCACCAUAUGCUGAAACACCUUCACAAUGGAGCCCGGAUCACUGUGCAGAUGCCUCCCAAUAUUGAGGGACACUGGGUCUCUACUGGCUGUGAAGUUAGAGCAGGCCCAGAGUUCAUCACAAGAUCUUACAGGUUCUACCACAAUAAUACAUUUAAGGCCUAUCAGUUUUAUUACGGUGGCAAUCGCUGCACAAAUCCUAUCUACACAUUAGUUAUACGUGGCAAAAUUCGACUCCGCCAAGCAUCCUGGAUCAUCCGAGGGGGUACUGAAGCUGAUUAUCAGCUACGCAGCAUACAGAUCAUAAGCCACAAUGAUGCAAUAGCCAAAAAAUUAAGUGAGUUGGUGAACCAUACAUGUCCUGGAUUUAUACCAGAAGAUAGUCCCUGGGAGCAAGAUGUGAGCUACGAUUUGCUGAGAGAAGAUAAUGGCUGUGAAUGCACCAAAGCUCUGAAUUUCGCCAUGCAUGAACUGCAGCUGAUCCGCGUGGAGAAGCAGUACCUGCACCACAAUUUAGACCACCUUGUGGAGGAGCUGUUUCUCGGAGACAUUCAUACUGAUGCUACCCAGAGGAGGUACUACCGGCCCUCUAGUUACCAACCUCCUCUUCAAAAUGCCAAGAACCAUGACCGCACAUGCAUCGCAUGCAGAAUCAUCUACCGGUCAGAUGAGCACCAUCCUCCCAUCUUACCCCCCAAGGCGGACCUGACCAUAGGCCUACAUGGAGAAUGGGUGAGCCAGCGCUGUGAGGUGCGACCAGAGGUCCUCUUCCUCACUCGACACUUCAUCUUCCAUGACAACAACAACACCUGGGAAGGUCACUACUACCACUACUCCGACCCCAUCUGCAAGCACCCCACCUUCACCAUCUACGCCAAGGGACGCUAUAGCCGGGGAGUGCACUCAUCCAAAGUGAUGGGCGGCACGGAGUUUGUGUUCAAAGUGAAUCACAUGAAGGUCACUCCCAUGGAUAUAUCCACAGCCUCGCUGCUCAACGUCUUCAACGGGAACGAGUGUGGAGCACAGGGGUCCUGGCAAGUUGGGGUUCAGCAAGACGUCACCCACACGAACGGCUGCAUCGCACUUGGCAUCCGCCUACCUCACACCGAGUACGAAAUCUUCAAAAUGGAGCAGGAUGCCCGGGGCAGGUACUUGCUGUACAACGGCCAGAGACCAAGCGACGGGUCCAGCCCCGACCGACCGGAGAAGAGAGCCACCUCCUACCAGAUGCCUUUAAUUCAGUGUGCUUCAUCAGUACCCAGAUCUGAAGAGUCACCAGAGGAGAAUAAAAUAAGGCUGUAUAGCAGCAGAGCAUCAGAAAAAUAUCCAAGUGCCCCAGCUCUUGCUUUGGUGUUUAUUUGUACUGUGUCAUAUUGGGACAUUCUCAGCUAGAAGUGAAAAAAACUUAUUUUUCAUGACUACAAAGCCAGGAUUCCACCAGACUGGGGGUUGUUUUUCUUCCUAAAGAAAGGGACAUUUAUUUUCUUGAUGCACUUGAAUGCCUGAGAACUGUUGUUCUUUUCCGUACUUCCCCCCUCCUCCUCGAAUCCCAAAUGGCACUCGUUUGAUGUUUGUGCUUUGAACUUCAUCCAGUCUGAUCCCUGGCCUGACAUGACUGCACAAAAGUAAUUGCACUUUAGGACUGCAGACUUCUUGGGGGUUGGGGGGGGUGGGGGGGAGGAAGGGGGUCUCCUUUUAUUUUUUUAUUUUUUUUUUAACUGCUGGGAUGAACAUUAUGAUCCCGCUUCAGUCAUCUCUGCCGUUUUACCAUUGUGGUACUCCCCAACACCCAGUUUCCCAUCAGAAUUUAGCUCUGGGGAAGGGCUCAGUGUCACGCCAGUGCUGUAAUAGCAGCUUUCGCCCCUGACUUCACAGCUCUAAUGUAGAUAUGUAUAUAAGGAGGAAACCCACAAAGAUUUAUCUUGUUAUCUCACAGGCCAUAACACAAAAAGAAACAGCAAUUCAACAGCCCUCUGUUCAGAUAGUGCUGAACGGUUAAUACUUCCAAUUAAAAAAAAAUAUUCCAAGUAAUUUAAGCUAUUUUUAAAAUCACUAAGUUGUAAAAAUAACCAGUGGUUUAAUAUUUUCUUGUUCAAUUUCCUUAGCUAUGUAAUUGCUUCAAGGCCUCCCUUUGUAUCUAGUGAGCAGUUACAACCAAGCCUCCUUAAAGCCAGACAGAAGCAGCAUUUGUUCUGUCGGGUGCACGCAGUGCAGGUAAGCUGCUGACACCGGGAAGCGGGGAUGACUUCUCUUGGCAUAUUCCUGAGGCCUUACUUACUCCACGUGCAGUAUUUGUGCCUUGGAUUUUGUUUCAGCCAGGUGGGCAAAGUAAAGAAGCAAGUGGGGUCUGAUGUGUUUCUGCAACCUUAUUUAGCAGUAUCUUUUUUAGUGAUUGACCUCAUGUAGGAACAAGUGAAGGGUUUCAGCAGCACACACACCGUGGGCCCUAGUAGAGCAAGAAAGCAGCUGGAAACAGACCCACGUCCAUCAUGGACAGAGACUGCCCCGGUCUUACCAGAGGGAGAAGCAAGAGUUGCAUGAAUGCAGCCACGGCCUCCCUUUCCUCCUGGCUGGACUGGCCCAACACAUCCCAUGGUUGCACAGGGAGCUUCACUCAGCACUGGUGUGGGGAGGCAUUGCUGGGAAGGUGGAUAGGCACAGCCCUCAGAGAGCAUUCUGCAACAAGAGCCUGCCCUGGAAAGCCUCGGAUUUCCCCCAGUAGCAAAUCCAUCCCUGGGCGCACUGAUGCAACCAGAGCAGACUCUGGAGGCACUAGGGGAGAUAUUUAGGGCCAGCAAGGAGGAACAAGUGAACCAUGCUCUCCUGCUUUAACGGGGCACGAGCUGAGGGCACAGCCUAACCUUGCGGCAUAUGGGCUGUGGCUUUUAUGUGUUUUGGCUCCCAGAGGAGCAGGAACCUGUGUAAGAAACAUAAGGAGUUAGGUCAUAGCAUUUCUUCAUCAGUAUCGGCAGCUUCCAGCUGCCCCGCCCAGUACUAUAUGAGAAAAAAAGCCUUUAAUGUGUUAUUUUCAGCAUCAUAGAAGAAGUGUGUCUUGAAUGAAGGUCUUUCAGCUUUACACAGACGAGUCUCCAUACUGUCUGCCAUAGCAAAAGCAUUCUUUGAAAACAUAGUGGCAGUGCUAGCAAAAACAGCAGGAAAAAGCCAUUCAAGUGGCAAAUGGCUAUGAUCAGGCCCCCAGCUUCCCCAAAGUCCAUGCCUUCUUGACAGUUUUUCCAAGCUGGUAUCAACCUUGGACGUGAACUUCAUCAGAGCUGGAACAAAAUUGGUUCACCUAGUUUUGAGACAGCAGGAGGAAGGGGAGAAAGAACAAUAUUAUAGAUUCCCUGCCAGGUCAGAUCACGAUCUUUCACAUUUUUUCCUCAGACAGAUGAAAAGUCACAAAAAACUCAUUACGCGUCAGGAUCUGAGCUCAGGAUGGCUCAGUAGUCACCAGAGAAAGUGUUCCUCCAUCCACCUGAUCUCAGAUCCUCCCUUCAGCCUGCUGGAAGGAGCCGAAAGCCAACUCACCAUGUUGAAUUAAUUGAGCCCUGUGGACAACGGCUGCUCUGAUCAGCAUUUCUCAGUGGUUUUCUGCUCUACACAAACCUACUUGAGGAGUCAGUUCUGGAUCAAAGGCAGCAGAAGCACCAUUUGAACUAGAGAGGCAAGAAGGAGACACUAUCUCUGAAAGAGAAGCUAGGAACCAGGAUGGAGUUCGGUUUUCUCUAGCUAGACUUAAGUUUUGUAUUCAGAUUGACACCAGCGUAUCUCCAACCGAUUUACUGAGUUACUACAGUCAAACAAGUCCCUUAAAUACUAGCUUCAUUCUGCCUUCUGUCUGAAACCUAGUGGCAUGAGUGAAUUCACAUUAGUUUUUAUUUAUGAGGAUGGGUAUGGUGUGAUGUUCCUUAGAUCACACAAGACAAGCUUCUUCCACCACCACCAACCUUUCGCGCAUUAGGUGGUCCUGUCUCGGGCAGAAUGUCAGACCCUGUUCCUUCCCUAUGCAAGCGCCGCACACAGCUGGGUCCCAGCUAAAAUCUGUACGUGCUUGUGAUGCAGAACUGCAGCAGAGAGCAAAGGAACUGCUCCACAGCAGGAUGCUCUGUAUGCACCAGACAAUGAUCUACAGUUUAUUAGUGCUUUGUGGCUCCUCUGUAAAUUGCCUAAUGUGAGAAAUGUUACACCAGUUUCAAGAGAAAGACUUGCUGGGUUCUCACCUCUAAAAAGCACAUUCGUGUCUCAACUGUUUUGAAUCACAGACUUGCAGAGGGUCUAGGUUUUCCAAGGCUUACAGUUACAUUAAAUGCAAACGUGACUGAAUGUACAAUUUGUAAAGAACUGCAUUUUUUUCCCCUAUCAUCUAGAGACAGUUAAAAAGGAAGUAUUUGGAAAAGGCCUUCAAAAUACAUUACAAGAGAUCUGACUGGGGACUACUCUAGUUCAUUUGUAGUGUUGACCAGAACCAUGAUUUUAUGAUCUGGGUUCUUUACAUAUGAUGCACCAGCUUCCCUCCACGUGCCUAUAUUUUUCUUUAUUUUUCUAUUAACCAGUACAAGUUGGACAAAGACUUAAGUCUUCAGAGUACAUAUAGUUCAUUUGCCAAUCCGCAUUCUCUGCAAGGCUUCUCCUAGGCUACAGGCACAGAACUAGGAGCUAAGCUUCCUUUAUGUUUUGGUUUCGUCAUGCACUAAAUUAAUUGCUGCACAGCACCGUGUACAUUUCUGAUACAAUAUUCCAUUCAUUUUAUUUCUCCAGCCCAACCUCAUGUGCUCGCAGCCCUGACUGCUAAAGAAGUUACGCUGCAAGUGGUUUGGCAGUGGAAGACCUACAGAGUGAUUUGUCCCAUACAUAAAUGCAGAAACUUUUAAAAAAAUGAAACAAUUAAUGUUGGUAUCUUCAAUAACUGCCAAUUGCCAGGACAGGUGAAAGUCUUUCCCUCAGUAACAUCCUACUCAAGGAGGCACCUGACAGAAGAAGUGGUAACCUGAAGAAGUUUCUUGGGCAAACUGUUUUAACAGGUUCUAUUUAAGAAAUAUGACAAAAGGGAUCAGAAAAAUCAAAACAAUUGUUCUUGCUCUGUUUUCUAUACUGUUUACAUAUUGUGCCUGCUGCCCAGGGGUAUAAUGUCAUUUCUAUGAACAGAAGUCCGUAUUUUAAGAUACAAUGUCUGUCUUGCUUGAUUUGGAGUGUGCUUGCUUAAAGUGCAGGAUUUUUAAAAAAAAAAAAUCUUUUUAUUUUUGUAAAGUUAUAGAAGAUAUUUUUCUUCUCAACUAUCUUCCAGAUUAAACCGCCAGGGAAGUUUAAGCACUUGUUAAACUAUUGAUUGAAAUAAAAAAGCCUGACUGAAGAAUUAA
Falco peregrinus (peregrine falcon) is the source of this 5766-nucleotide messenger RNA. It is a transcript of the gene APCDD1, whose product is annotated as APC down-regulated 1. The record is from RefSeq and is a predicted model, not a curated record. Gene Ontology annotation, cellular component: plasma membrane. NCBI's taxonomy places the organism in Eukaryota, Metazoa, Chordata, Aves, Falconiformes, Falconidae. Gene Ontology annotation, biological process: negative regulation of Wnt signaling pathway. The coding region runs from base 257 to 1801 and encodes 514 amino acids. Gene Ontology annotation, molecular function: Wnt-protein binding. The transcript is spliced from 5 exons.